Vanderwaltozyma polyspora DSM 70294 is the source of this 768-nucleotide messenger RNA. RefSeq names its product 60S ribosomal protein eL8. Gene Ontology annotation, biological process: ribosome biogenesis. The transcript has a single exon. Lineage: Eukaryota; Fungi; Ascomycota; Saccharomycetes; Saccharomycetales; Saccharomycetaceae. Bases 1 to 768 code for a protein of 255 amino acids. The record is from RefSeq and is a predicted model, not a curated record. Gene Ontology annotation, cellular component: ribonucleoprotein complex.
AUGGCUCCAGGUAAGAAAGUUGCUCCAGCUCCAUUCGCCGCCAAGUCUUCUAAGACUGGUAAGGCUAAGAACCCAUUGACCAACUCUACUCCAAAGAACUUUGGUAUUGGUCAAGCUAUCCAACCAAAGAGAAACUUGUCUAGAUACGUCAAAUGGCCAGAAUAUGUCAGAUUACAAAGACAAAAGAAGAUCUUGGCUGUUAGAUUAAAGGUUCCACCAACUAUUGCUCAAUUCCAAUACACUUUGGACAGAAACACUGCUGCUCAAACUUUCAAAUUGUUCAACAAGUACAGACCAGAAACUGCUGCUGAAAAGAAAGAAAGAUUGACCAAGGAAGCCGCUGCUAUUGCUGAAGGUAAGACCAGACAAGAAGCUUCUCCAAAGCCAUACGCUGUUAAGUUUGGUUUGAACCACGUUGUUUCUUUGAUCGAAAACAAGAAGGCUAAAUUGGUCUUGAUCGCUAACGAUGUUGACCCAAUUGAAUUAGUUGUUUUCUUACCAGCUUUGUGUAAGAAGAUGGGUGUCCCAUACGCCAUUGUCAAGGGUAAGGCUAGAUUAGGUACUUUGGUUCACCAAAAGACCUCUGCCGUAGCUGCUUUGACUGAAGUUAGAGCUGAAGAUGAAGCUGAAUUAGCUAAAUUAGUCUCUACCAUCAAUGCUAACUUUGCUGAAAAAUACGAUGAAGUUAAGAAGCACUGGGGUGGUGGUUUAGUCGGUGCCAAGGCUCAAGCCAAGUUGGACAAGAGAGCUAAGGCUUCCUCCGUCUAA